CGUGUCGGAAAUCUCGGUCGCAUGACAGUAACCCUAUCAUAAAGCACUACAGUUACAAGCAUUAAGAUUAAUGAUUCAUGGAAAGACCUUAUAUGUGAUGACCGCUGAAUGGUCAUGUUGAUGAAGACAGUGUCUAUAGACAGGGAAUCCAAGCGGAUUAUUUACGGACUGUAAUGGUCACAUCCGUUAGCCAGCUGGCUGAAGCUUGCGUUUAGAGCAGACUUGUCUCUUUAUGAACACGAACGUAUAAUACAUUAUGGUAGAUAAUAAUGUACUUAUAUAUAACAGUAGUGGCUCGUUUCACCAGUCAUAGGCACAAACACGACAAUAUUUAUACACAAAAUAGUGAUAACGAGAUUCACUUGAGGAUUUAUCGAUUCUUGUCUGGGAUGCUUACGACCAAAUAAUAUGUACAAUUCAAACAUUCUGCUGAAGGGAUGGCUGUUUUGGACACUGUAUCGGCACUGGAUAGACAGAAAAUGAUGCUCUUUUUUUGUGUUACAGACAUGAUGUGUGUGAUGAUGGAGUAUAUAACCAGCCCGGCAGAUACGUGACAUCAGUGUAUAGUUCCGUUUAGACAGCGUCAUUUCUGGUCUUACCGCUGUCUUCAGAAGAUGGACCGAAAAAAGAGUAUAUCUGUCGAGAAAGAUACUACCUCUUGUGUGAUGUGUGGCAAAUUGGAUCUUCUGCCUCCACUUCCAGCUAAAACUCUUAAGGUGUACAUUUGCUGCAACAAAUCGGAAUUCGAGCUUGAACGGUCGCGGUUGUGGAAUGACGCUGUCCCCUACCUCCAGAAAUUUUGUGUUCGGCAUGGCCUCGAUCUUAUUUGGGCUGAUGUUCAACACGGGAGAAGGACAGAUCACGUGAUGGACUCGUAUGGCUUCUUCAGACACCUGUCAGAAAUAGAGUCCACCUAUAAAGCAUCUAUUGGGCCGUUUUUUCUGUGUCUAUUCGGAAACACAUAUGGAGAUGCUCCUUUGCCGCUCGCUCUGACACCCAAAGAAUUCCAGUAUUUGAGAAAAUAUGCCGUGGACGAAGGAAAAGAUGUCAGCGUGCUUGACAAAUGGUACAUUCUGGAUGAAAAUGCUGUGCCACCUCAAUACUACCUUCAGUCUUUUACUGAUCCAUUUCAAAGCAGGCUUGCCAAGCGGAGUGAUAUUGUCGGGGCAGAGACGGAGAAAGACGACAUCUACAGGAUCCUGCUGGAUAUCUUCACCACGGCUGUCAAGUAUGGCUUGUCGAAAUCCUCUAAACAACAGGAUAUAGCUAAAACCCUGCAGAGACAUCUAAUAUCAGGAAUAGAACAACAGAUACAGAAGGCCAUACACCUAUCGCCAGAGGACUGUAUAUUCAUCGAGAGGACGAUAGAAAAUUCUUCCGAAGCAGAGAAUAAGGCCCAUCCUAUCUUUGGUGCUAAGGAAUCCAAUGAAAGACGUCAGCGGUACGAGGAAUUACAGAACCAGAUCAAUGCAGCUGUACCGUCUGCUAACAGGUUCGAAUUUCUCAUCAAGUUUAGAGAGGAAGGCAUUACUCCCCAAAACUGCCAGGACCAUGCCGAGUACAUGGACAACUUUGCUGGUGCUGUAGCAACAAGAAUUAAGGAACUAGCUGAAAGCUAUAUAAACAAAAACACCCAAUGUCUAAAAACCAGUGACCAAAUGUUUUACAACGAAACAUUGCUGCAUUUGCACCACUGCAAGGCUUUGAACUUGUCGCUUUGCGAUGCAGCUGUGGAGCACCAACUUGUAAACGUACAAAAACUGCUGACAUUUGGGGCGAAGAAUGAACAUUACGCCAUCAUGAUCAAAGGACCUGUGAACUCAGGCAAGUCUAUGUUUAUAUCAAAGUUAUGUCAUAAAGCAAGAGAAAUGUUUGGGAAGGACACAGUUUUAAUUACUAGGUUUGUUGGACUAACAACUGCUUCAACUUGCUGUGAAAAUAUUUUAAGAGCAAUUUGUAGUCAUUUGAAUCAAAUUUUACAGCAGAAUUUAUCGUUGAAAUCCUACAACAUGAGCAAGCUCAGAAACUAUUUCCAUGGUCUACUGAAUAGAAUUUCUAAGGGAAAACGCCAUAUAGUAUUAGCAGUGGACAGUAUAGACAAGAUGAAGGUGCCGAAGUCAGAGACGGAUCCUUUAGUCAUGCUUGACUGGAUUGUAAGUAAGCUUCCUGCAAAAGUUCACUUUUUUGUUAGUUACGAUUCCUGUCCGCUAAGUCCAGCUACGCAGCGUCUCGAGGACAAAGCACCUGCAAGCGACCACGUCAUCGUAUUUUCGGACUGUACGGAGGACGAAAUCAAAUCAACAAUCCAAUUCAAUCUGAAGUCAAAAAUGAGGAGUUUGUCAAAGGAGCAAGAACACUUUUUCCGUGACUUGCUGCCUUUAAACCGCACCCCAAUGGUGACUAACCUGUUACUCGAAACAGCAGUGAGAAUGCCUUCCCAUUACAUGCCCGGGGGUUUGACCUCUUCCAUAUCGAUAGAUGAUUUGGUACUGAAGCGGCUAACGAGACUGGAACAAACCCUUGGCGUCAAGCUUAUCCGCGCUGUAUGUAGGUACAUAACACUCGCCAAGGAUGGACUGAGCGAGAUGGAGAUCUUGGAUGUUCUGUCAUGUAACAAUGAUGUGCUGCUCGCUACAAUCCCUACAGAUCUUCCAAAGAAUCUGCGAUUUCCAUUUUACAAGUGGCUACAUGUCAAAGAAGAAUUAGGGAGUCUGCUUUGCACACGCCUGAUACAUGGGAAGUAUUUACUCCGCUGGGCACACCCGAAUAUACAGGAAAUCAUGAGAAAGAAGUACCUGUGUCAGGUAGAUAACAUAUGUAAGGCCCAGGUUGAACUAGCCGAUAUCUUUAUGGACACGUGGGUGCGAGGGAAACCCCUCGUGGACAAGGAGCGAGGAGUGCAGAUGAUUGACGGAGCGUCCCGCUACGUGUGUCCACAGCCUCUCCUUUACAAUGAACACCAAUACAACCAGCGCAGGAUAGACAUGCUUUGGAUACAAUUAUUGCAGUCAGGUAGUAUCCCAAUGCUGAAGGAAAAAACAUUUUGUAACUUCGAGUACAUGUUAGCUAUGGCGCACUCUAAGUCUGCAGACACGUUACUUGACAACCUUCGAUUGACCACAUCUAACCUACUGGAUGCAGAUAUCCUCAUGGUUUCGAACACGCUGAAUAUGUCUCGAGUGAUAUUGUCAGAAGACUAUCUCCAGUUAGCUAAUGAGCUGAUCGGACGCGUCCGACACAUCACAGAGCAAUAUCCAGAUUACCUCGAACCGUUGGUUACCCAAUGUAUGCAGUGGUGCGACGCUUACAGUCAGCCUCUUCUAAUCCCCUUGACUACAUGGCUACCCAGUCCCUUCGUACCGCUAGCAACCACAAUACCGGACGUUUGGGGUUGCAGGGUCCUCACCACAGUCUUUAGCAGCCAGCACGUGAUAUGCACAGUCCGGCAGAAGGAUAUUGCGCUAUACCACGUAUCAACAGGAAAGAUUGUAAAGGCCUUUACCGGUCACAAAGGCAGUGUGAAGUGCAUUCAUGUGUGUCGUGGGGGACGGGACUUUGUGAGCGGUGAUGAUGAAGGCGUUGUUAGGGUUUGGGAUACCAACGCUGGUCAGUGUACGGCCGUCAUCAGAGAGCAUACCGGUGACGUGAACACAGUUAUAGUCGCUGCCAAUUACGAUUAUGUGAUCAGUGGAUCAGACGAUACCACCGUCCUCAUCUGUAGUUAUGCGGGAAAGAAGAUUUGUGUCUUAAAGUCACAUAUUAAAGGCGUGACAAGUGUUCGUCUCAAUAGCUCGAACAGCAUUCUCGCUUCAGCAUCCAGAGAUAAAUCCAUUGUCUUGUGGAGCCUAGAGGAUCUAGUAAAGCUCGGAAGCAUCACAGAUGGUAUAACAUCACCCAUAACCUGCAUGGAGCUCACAUGUGAUAACACCUUUCUCGUUGUAGGCUGUGAAGACAAUUCCCUGCAUGUGCUUUCAUUCAUCACCGGUUCAUGGAUACAUCAGCUCAGAGGACACGAAGUGGGCGUGACGUGUAUUGACGUGUCUAACGACUGUUUCCAUGUGGUGGUAGGGUGUUUGGACGGAAACGUAUACCUAUAUAACUUACGCACAACUGACCUACUACAGACACUAAAAGGCAGUUCCUGUGACCCUGUCCGGGACGUUUGUAUUUCCAGGGACGACUUCUUCAUCUUCAGUGCAACAGAGACAAAGAUCAACGUGUGGAACUUCUACAAAAAGACCAUGAAUAAAGCGACUGAGAACGACCAUAGCGGUAGUGUAACGUGUGUCUACAUGGACGACCAGAGUCGGUUCGCGCUGUCAGGAGGAGAGGAUGGUGUCUUAAAAAUGUGGAAUUUGGAAUUAAACGAAUUCAAGGAGAAUCUGCUUGGACAUUCUGCUGGUAUCACAUGCAUCGCUGUAUCCCCAGAUGGUUCCUGCUGUGUGACCGGCUCUAGGGACAGGACCCUCCUUCUCUGGAGCCUCGAGCUUCUCACCUGGGCUCUGUCAUACAAGCACCAUGAGCUCAUGAUUCAGAAUGUCGAAUACGUUGACGACGAACGAAUCUUGUCCUACGAUGUCCAAGGCAACUUCCAUAUAUGGCAAGCGGAGACAGGGGUCACUCUGACGACAUACAAUAUCCCUGCUGCCACCUUUGUCUUGUCCAGUGACGGCCAGUACCUUGUCACGUCCCGAGGCGACCAAAGCGGAAAGAUUUGGAGGACAAAUGAUGGCACUAUGAUUGGUUGUGUCAGCCACACAGAGAGGAUCACGUGCGUCGCUCGCUCUGUGGAUGACCAAUAUCUGGUGACUGCUUCAGUUGACGGUUCUCUUAAAGUUUGGGAACUUGCAACUGCAAAACUUACACAGGUGCUGGUGGAAGAAGAUUGCCCCGUCACGGCGGUUGCCCUACAUACAGAAGUGGUGUCGGGAUCUGAGCGUGGUACGGUACUGGUGUGGGAUCUUUCUAUAGGAGAGCCUCGUCACCGUCUUACAGGUCACACUGACUGUAUCACAACAAUUCGUAUCACCAGCGACGGGCUAUUUGCUAUCUCAGCAUCUCGUGAUCACACGAUCAGGCUAUGGAGUAUUCGACACGGAAUUCAGGUGACGUUAUUGUCGAUGCACAUUCCGGUGCUGAACUUCAUGACGACGGCUGAUGCUAAAAGGAUUAUAGUACAUCUUGAAAAUGAUCACCACGUUCCUCUAUUGUGUCUCCAUAACAGUCCGGUCGACCCGGAGUCAAAUAGCGAGUGGGCACCAUCCAUCGCAGAUGCCCUUGUAGUUUUGCCUCUAGUUCCGAGACAUACAUUUCCACAUCGAAAUUCUGGGAUGUUUCCUGUGCCAAAAUUGCCAGUGAAGAGGAAGCGAAGCUCGGUAUCAAGCUUACCGCAAAUGAUCAAACUGUCUCCUAUCAAAGGACCACCGAAGUCAACACCAAAAUCAUACAGAACAAGGUUUAGAAUUCCAAAAAUCCACAGACGAGAGCAAAAUGCGGACUCAAAAAUGUCGAAAAUGUGUGUUAUUGUGUGACUGAUGUCAAAAGUGUUAAAUAUUUCUUUUCAUUUACCUUGUAAGGACUACAUUGAUGCGACUAAAGCUGACACAAUCAUCAUAUUCUGAAUGCUGUGUUGAAACAUGUAAAUAAUCGCUCACUUGGUCAAUACUGUGGGUUACUGGUAGGUCAAUCCACAUUUCCGACACUCGGUUGAACUAUAAUUAAUACUCGCAUUUCACCAUCCGCUCUGUGAACACAUUUUGAAGUCGGAAACUUCAGCUAACAUUUACACCCAACUUGCUGUAGCGAACACUGCAGAAGAAACGGAUGUUUCAUUGACCAACACUGAAUCAAAAACUAUGUGUUUUUUUCAACGUUUUAUGUCCGUAUUACGGUAUAAUUUAAGCGGUACAAUUCCAGACUAGAGGGUAUGGUAAAUUUAGCUGUCUGUAUAAACAUUUGUGCGCAUCAAAACAAAGUCAUGUGAUAUGAAGGAUAGGAGCAUGUAUUAUGGUAUUAACGGAGAUAAUACCAAUAUCGCUUGCUGUGACGAUAAUCAAUAUUAUCUUCGCAAUUAUGUUACAAUGUAUUAAUUAUUACUUAUUUGUACUUUUUAUGUGCCGGUAGAUUUAUUGCUAAGAAAUGUUAAAGCUCUUUAAGGAAAAUGGUUGUGCGUUAAAAAUGGAUAUAAUGCUUAUAAAUACAGCUGUUUUGUAGAUAUUUAGUAUAACGAUACCCACAUAUAUAUAUAUGUAUUUUAUUUUUGACAAAACAAUAAGUUAUUUGUACCCACUAUAUCAUUGUUAAAUGUAAUAAAUAAAACAUGUGAUAGUGAAAUGA
Pecten maximus is the source of this 6336-nucleotide messenger RNA. RefSeq names its product NACHT domain- and WD repeat-containing protein 1-like. Gene Ontology annotation, molecular function: protein binding. The record is from RefSeq and is a predicted model, not a curated record. NCBI's taxonomy places the organism in Eukaryota, Metazoa, Mollusca, Bivalvia, Pectinida, Pectinidae. Bases 615 to 5531 code for a protein of 1638 amino acids. The transcript is spliced from 24 exons.